Naegleria fowleri is the source of this 3843-nucleotide messenger RNA. RefSeq lists its product as uncharacterized. The transcript has 2 exons. Bases 1 to 3843 code for a protein of 1280 amino acids. NCBI's taxonomy places the organism in Eukaryota, Heterolobosea, Eutetramitea, Acrasida, Naegleriidae. The record is from RefSeq and is a predicted model, not a curated record.
AUGAAUAUUUUGAAAAACAUCAUUCCUGUAAAGUCGGUAGCAGGAGCUUCCGGAAACCAACAUUUCAAUAAUGAUCUGAACGAUGAUGAGGACGACGGAUUUGUGUUGGUUGAUGAUCACGUACCAAAUCAAGCCUCAUACUUUCAAGUGAUGGUUUACAGUAAAAAAGGAAGUCUUGGAAAAGGAAAAGAAGAUCACGUGAGCUUUGUGCCUGACCAUCGAGGUGUCUAUAUUAUCAAGGUAAAAAACACAAAUGUUCUUGGAGGUAUUGGAAUGGAGUUUUUUGUAAAUAUUAAAAUAAGAAAUAAGAGUAUUGAUUUUGAAAAUAUUUCAAGUUCACGAGAAACGAAUUCUUCUUCUCCCAAGUCACACCAUCAUACGGAUGAAGAUGAUCAUGAUUUUCACAAAGUUGAAAUGACAGACGUUAAGAAUAAGGAUAAGAAGGAAUUAAAAAAACAAUACAAACAAUUGAAGGCCUCCGAAACUUGGGAAAUUCGAAUGGAUUUAUCAGAUCCUUACUCACCGUUUUUUGGGCUCUUACACAAAGUCGGAAAGGAUGACAUUGAGAUUCAAUUAAUAAGUGGUGUCUCUAUUGGUUUGAGAUAUGUCUAUUAUCAGGUGGAUAUCUUUGAAGAAUUUGAACAAAUGAUUUUGCGUGAAGAUAGUGUGGCUCCUGAGCUAGGAGGUUUGGGAGAAUUUAAAACACAAUUUAACUCUGUCGGAGUGUACAAGCUUUUUAUUGAGAAUAUUUCACAUGUUUCGAGUUUAGCCACAUUGCAAGGUCUUACUGGAAUGGGAUCUACGAACUAUAAUUUUGAUGUGACAGUAUUGUCUGGAUUUUUAAAUCAAUUUAAAGAAGAUAUCUCUCCAAUUACAUAUAUAGGCACGAGCAAGAAUGAUAUUUUCAAGCAAUUAUUACAGUACUAUGAGCUGUACGAGGAAAAUCAAGAUGGUAAUAAUCAGCAAGCUAAACAAGUGAGUCUGUACAUGAGUGAUCCAUUUCCAUGCUAUCCCUCAAUUAUUCCAAUGGAUUUUGUGAUCAAGGUACAACAUCAUGCAUUGGCAAAUAGACCAAAUAAUCCAAGCCCGGGAGCUCUCAAGUUCAGAAUACUCAUUGGAUAUAUCCAAAAAAGUAAUUGGGAAGUUGCUAUAUGUGAUCAUAUUUUCAAUAUGGGAGAAAAAUUAACACAAGCCAUGAACUCAAAAGAUGGAGAUUUAAUACAAUCAAUUGUGAAUGAAAUUGAGUCAGGGAUUGUUAAAAUUCCAAAAAGAAAAGAGACUUGGCGAUUAGAAAACACAGACGAACACUCUCACCCCUCUGAAGAGAAGCAAGAGGAAGAGUAUGAAGCAACAUUCCGAGUGAACAUUUUAAAGUUUGACUCCAGAUAUUUACAAAUAGCAAUUCAAGAAUAUUUUGAAAAUGCAAAAGCCAUGCUUGAAGAUCUCCAUCGACUCGAAGAAGAAUUUAACAGAGCUCUUCAAACACGGUUUAUUUUGAGCGACAUUUCUCUGGAGAAUAUCAAACAAUUGAAGAGCAAAUCUGAAAAUUAUUGCUUGAAAUCUAACAAAUUAACAGAACUAAUUCAGGAAGCGGCUGAUCACAUUUCUAAAAUGGAUAAUGAGUAUAACAUGAAGACUGAAGUGAAGGACAAAAUCAAAUAUUUGGAAGAGAACGUUCUAUCUGCCACUUCCUCAUCAACAAGCUCUUUAACUAAUGACCUUUUUGUGAGGAAUUGCUCCAAAGUAGACUCAGAACAAGAACUUUCCAGAGUUUAUCAAGAUGCAGUCGAUUUCAGAAAACGAGCACGAAAAAUACUUGAAAAUCUUGUUGAGUCUAAGGGUGACACCCAACUCGACAUGAAACGUCUCGAUCAAUUCAUUACCAUUAUUCGACACCAACGAGAAUUACAAACUGAAUUUUCUAACUUAAUUUCUAAAGCAAAGAGAGAAAAGAAUCUCUCUGAAAUUCGAUCAUUUUGGGAUGAAAAGGGUACAAUUCUAACGAAAGAUUCUUAUGUCAAGUAUGUAGAGUGUGUGAAUUAUAUUGAAGAGGAAAUUCGAAAAGAGAAACUGUUACGACAACAAGAAGAAGAAAGAAAGAAGAAAGAAUUGGAGCUCAAACGAAAGAAAAUGGAAGAAGAAAAACGAAGACAAGAAGAAGAAAAACGACGCAGAGAGGAAGAGGAAAGAAAAAAACUUGAACACAAAAUUCUUGAAGAACAGCAGCGAAAGCUCGAUGAAUUAGUGAAGAAAAAACAUGAACAUCAACAACCAGUAGUAACAACAUCACACCAACAACAACCAUUAGAAGAAGAACCUGCACCUACAACAAGCUCAAUUUCUGUGAAGACAUCGACCUCUUCAGAAUUGGUAGUGGAUAAGGGUCAAGCAUGUCAUCAUGUGAAUAGUGUUUCGAUUCCAUCAGAAAAGGACUCAAACAGUCACGACUUGUCCUCCCCACAACAAGUUGGGGAACAAGUGAAUGCUGGUGUGAAAUUUACUGCCUGGAAUAAGGAGCCGAUCGAGGCAAGUUCUUGUCCUUCUCCACCUACUGUCACAAAUCAAACAUCUGACCAUCAUGUCAUUUCUGUUGAACAGAAAUAUGAACCUACCACUUCUACGGAUAUCAUCACUCAAGACCUUUCUGAUUUGAAUGAAACACAUAAUGAUACACUCAUGACCUUCAAUGAUGUCACCUCCAAUCCAUCUCUCGUUGAAGACAAAGAUGACGACGUGUUGAGUCAUGAUGAAUUAUCCUCCUCUUCCAAUAGUCUAUCCUCACAUUCUCAGAAAGAAAACACUUUGAGUGCUUCUUCAGAAACACCUCAAACCAAACAACCAAAAACUUCCUCUCGUAAGAAGAGUAAAUCCAUUCAUAAGGAGAAUAGUCCUCCACAUCCCUCAACCACAGUAUCGAUUGAAAAUAGUGGAGGUUUAAUUGUAGAACGAAAGAAAAAGUCAGAUAAGAAAAAAAAGCCAAAGAAAAAGACAGACUUGACUCAAACACAAAUUAUUGAAAUGUUUCCUGAGGUAUCGAAUGGAUCAAGUAGUAGUGGCUCUUCUUCAGAUUUUCCAAAACUGAUACUUCCUUCUUCUCAGAGUGGAAUACAUUCUGAUCCUAGUUCCUCCAAUGUGACUGCAACAACUAACUCGUCUUGUACUGCUGCUAAUACGAUAGAAGAAGAAAAGCCUGGCUUUAUCAAAAUCAUCAAUUAUGGCUCACAAGAUCAAACACCAGUCACUGAAACUCCAACCGAAGUUGUUCAAUCAUUGCGUGAAAAUGUAAAACAAUUGAUCUUUUUGGCCUCUCAAAAGUCACAAUCAACCAUCUCAACAGUUACAGGUGUCAAUGAUGAAGUAUUCUUUAAAUUUAAUUGCACCAAUGAACAUCCUUUUGACGAACAUAUGGAACGUAUUUGCGUUUCGAUUGAAAAUUUACUGAUUGAUCACAGAUUGGAAAAGAAACAAUUUCUCACCAACAAACCCUAUAAGGAAUCACCUGUACAGAUUCUGAAAGGUCUGAGUCCUCAAGGUGAUGCCAUUGUGAAAGAAUUUAACAAAUUUAUUGAGGUUUCAGGAGUUAAGAAAAAGCUUCCCAACGAUCCAAAUAAGGACUCGAAUUUAACUCAUCUCUUAAUUCAAUUUUGUUUCCAUAAGGAUGCUAUGACGACAUUGCUGUUGCAAUUAGUACAUUUUUCGACUCUUAAUUAUUUGAAAAAGUUUUAUGAUCCUGAAAAGUCUCUCUUGCUCAAUACGAGCUAUAGGGAUGAACUUGGAGCCACUAUUGAACUAUUGAAACAACUCAAACUAUCCUUUAAAUUUAUUGAACAAUUUAACAAGUAG